Messenger RNA from Penicillium waksmanii, 4068 nucleotides. RefSeq names its product C2 domain protein. The coding region runs from base 1 to 4068 and encodes 1355 amino acids. NCBI's taxonomy places the organism in Eukaryota, Fungi, Ascomycota, Eurotiomycetes, Eurotiales, Aspergillaceae. The transcript has 5 exons. The record is from RefSeq and is a predicted model, not a curated record.
AUGUCGACAGCAUCUACUCAGUCCCGAGGAGUUAACCGACGGAUCAACAGUAUCCAAAAUGAGGGUCGCCAUUCGCGCAACUCCUCGCUCUCGCGCCGCCGCCCUCUCAGCGCCAACGUCGCUAGCAGCCACGCUCUCCGUGUAGCCUACCUGGCCUAUCUCCUCAGCCCUCGUUCGCGUCGCAUCCAAAAUGCCCCAGUCGCCCCCGCACGCCCAAAGCGGUCCUCCACCUCGAUCCACGAUUUGAUGAGCGACUUCUCCCUAAUCAGGGAUUCGAAAAGCACAAGGAUUCCCCAUGGAUUUGUCGGCGAGCUCGAAAAGCGGUUGACGGGGGUCUUGAUGGGCAAGGAGAAGAGGAAGGAAUAUCAGGAUCAUCUGGUGGUGCGCACCUUCGCUGCCUUCCUCAAUGCGCUGAAAGAAGAUUCAUUCAAAAAGCGCAUGGAAAAAGAUCGUCGCGCCGAAGAUCUCGUCCUCAUCUUCUACUCCAACGCCAUCAAGGAACUGAGCAAGGGGAAGGAACAUGACGAUGAUAGCUGGAAGCUCAUGGUGGAUCGACACGUUGCCCUAUUCGUGCGCCUUCUAGCGCUCACUCUCAAGGGCCACGGCCACGACUGGGCCAAGGACCGCCCGGAGCUGGCGAAUCGACUGUCAGUGCUGGAGAACAAGCUUCUACUGCAGGAUCAGGAUCUAAUGGAUGGUAAUGGCCCAGCAACAACGGAGGUCGUGGCCCAGCUGAGUUACGAUGUCAAGGAUAUGCCGCUGGUGCAGCAUGUAGCCAAGAUAUUUGGUAUGACAUCAAGCCAAGCCCAAUCGGAAAUCGAUAAGCAUAAGUCGGCGUGGAGCGAAAAGGCAGCAUUGCAAGAUCUCAAGACCUAUCAAACACAUCUCAACCUUCAAACUCGCAAAACUUUAUCGAGGGAUGACUUUGAGACGGACGAAGCUUUUGAAACAUGGAAGAAAAGCGAAGGACCCGAUCUCUCUCAGAUGAUGCUCGCCAUUGUUCAAUCUAACCCGGAGCUAGCAAAGAGUACACCCGGGGCACUUCCUGGAAUCAAUCCAGCUUCUGAAGAUGACUUAUUGAGGACGUCCUCUGGUCGUACGGCUCGGAUGUCUCAUGCCUUCGACCAACCCGUCGACUUAUCUGCGCUCUCAUUAGGCGGAGCGAACGAUUCUGAGGAAUCGGAUACAUACACUUUUAUCCCAUCUGAUCCCCGAGAGAUAUAUCGGCACAUUCUCUCCCAAGCUCUGAGCUAUGACCUACGGGAUCGAGAACUAGAGGCUACCCAGGCCUCCUCUGAUGCACCGUCGAUCAAGUUGCUGUCAAAGCAGUCUACAGAGCUGCUUAAUGAAAUAUGUCUCCGCUGGCGGAUCCCUAAUUUUUCCCGCGUCGUUUUAUUCAUCGACGUCAUUCAAUCCAAGUUCGUUGACAAUGAAAUCGAUCUCAACACCCUGGACUCAGCCUUCACCUUUGUGAAAGAGUCACCGGCUAGCGAGCCCCGAUCGAAGCGCAGCAGCAUGGCAGUUUCCUCUGUCUUUGACCGACAAAAAUGGACCGUUCAUGAUCUCCAAGCGAUGCAGGUGUCACUUUCCAAGCUUCAUGAAGCCAUGCUACGCGAACUCUACGACGUGAUGAUGGACUGCUUUGAGGCUAAACCACGUCCCCUUGGGCCUGUGAUGUACAUUCUUGAGAAUCAUAUCCAGGAGGAUCCAAGCUAUACAGAAGACCCGGAGGAUCUCGAUCGAUUCUCCUCGUAUGUGCAAGAUGGGCUCGCUCAGAAGGCGACGGAGAAGUACCAAAGUUUCCUUAGCCAGUUGGUGCCAGUCGACGGAGACAGUUGGGGGUUCGACAAUGUCAUUGAACUGGGAGACGCGCUCACAAAGCUUGCAACCAAGAUCCAGAAGCGGUACAGGAAUAACCCUGAGAUCAUGGGUGUCAACCCAUACACAACACUCUGCACCAAUGUCCUACAUCUCUUCGCUGAAGAUGCGCAUGAAAUGAUCAUCCGAAUCAUUGAACGCUCCAAAUCCAGAGGAGAAGAAAUUGACAUUGAUGAAGGCAUGGAUUUGUACAAGCAGCUUGCGAAGGUUCGCCGUUUAUUUCAUAAUACUAUCGAGGGAACUGAAUUUCCUUUCCACGUGGAAACUUUGUUGGAAGAAUUUGUUUGGAGGUGGCUUCGUUUAACGGAUCAGAGCGUCAUGGAAUGGGUCAAUCAGGCCAUCAAAAAGGAUGCCUUUGGUAUUGGAGAGGAAGACCCGGCUAAUUUGCCAUCCGACGAUAAUCGACACAGUGUCUCGGUAAUCGAUAUAUUCCGGUCAUUCAACGAAAUCGUGGAGAACUUGGUGCAUAUGGAGUGGGAUGACGAUCUUCAGUAUGCGAAAUUCAUGACCGCCCUCUCCAACUCAAUUGGCAAGGGCGUGGCAAAGUACUGCGAAUCUUUGGAGCAAAUGUUUGCCCGGGAGCUGGAUCGUCUCACCCCGGAACAGGAGGCGGCGUUGAAUCAGACUACUCAGGAGAAGCUCAUGCAGUUCGCCAAGGACACAUGGACUAACAAAGACAAGAUCGAGCCAUUCCAAUUCUCCUCCGAGUCACUGGUCAAGUUGAACAACAUCGAGUAUGCUCUCACCCAACUGGAUAGGCUUGAGCGUGAAAUCAAUGUCGAUGGAUGUGCGGAUGUCAUCGCAAAGAACACCCCUCCGCAGCUGAAGAAGGUGCGCAAGUCUACGACCUACGUUUUCACCAUCAAGGUAGUAGAAGCCGAGGACCUGAAAGCAUGCGACAUGAACGGUGGAAGUGACCCAUACGUGGUCUUGGCGGAUGAAUAUCAAAAACGAAUUGCAAAGACUCGAAUCAUCUAUAACAACCUCAACCCCCGUUGGGAAGACGCAGUGGACAUUACAACGCAAGGUCCUCUAAAUAUCAUUGCCACAAUCUGGGAUUGGGACGCGGUCGGUGACCACGACUAUGUUGGUCGAACAUCAAUCAAGCUUGACCCGGUCCACUUCAGCGACUUCCUGCCAAGGGAAUACUGGCUUGAUCUUGACACUCAAGGGCGUUUGUUACUGCGUGUCAGCAUGGAGGGUGAGCGCGACGAUAUUCAGUUCUACUUUGGCAAAGCUUUCCGCACGUUGAAGCGUACGGAAAGGGAUAUGACUCGCCGGAUUACUGAAAAGCUUUCUGCCUACAUCAGUCACUGUCUGUCACGUCGUACUUUGAAGUCUCUGUUAUCUCGAGGCAUCACCAUGUCAACAGUCUCCAAUUUCUUGAACCGAAACCGAGCACAGCAAGCCCCGACUGGGCCAACACCAGCCGAUGUUGAAAAUGCACUUGAUCCUCUAUUCAAUUACUUCAACGACAACUUCGCCAUCAUGAACAAGACGCUCACCGGCGAAGCCAUGAAAAUGGUAAUGGCCCGCCUUUGGAAAGAAGUCCUAGCCACGAUCGAAAGUCUACUCGUCCCACCAUUAUCCGACAAACCAUCCCACCAAAAGCCGCUAACGAUGCAAGAAGUUGACAUCGUCUCACGCUGGCUCGUAUUAUUAUUAAACUUCUUCCACGCCAUCGACGACGAAUCCGGCGAAGCAGGCGGCGUCCCCAUCGACAUUCUCAAAUCCCCCAAAUACCACGAGAUCCAAAGUCUCAAUUUCUUCUACUUCGAGCCAACAGAGAAUCUAGUUCGCACAUCGGAGCGAAUGGCUUCAGCAACAGCAAGUCGCCAACAAGCGAAUCGCAACCGCGCCUCUGCACCCGCUCAUCUCGGCGCCACGGGGCCUGGCCAUGGCGGAUUAGGAAUCCCCGCUGCCCGUCGCGCAAAGAGUAUCAUGUUGUCGCGUAAUCUAGGCACCAUGAAAAAGGUCAAGGAGGAGAAGCGACGCGAGGCACAGGCUGAUCCGAAUGAUGAUAUGAUUCUGCGGAUUCUUCGCAUGAGGCCUGAGGCUGCGGGGUAUUUGCGGGAUCGUAGUCGGCAGAGAGAGAGAUUGGCUGCCUUGGCUGCGGCGGACGCUAUUGUUAAGCAGAGCUUGAUGGCUGGGGUAGGGGGUCGGAUGAGUGGAACGAUUCCGAGACGCUGA